Amorphotheca resinae ATCC 22711 is the source of this 1356-nucleotide messenger RNA. RefSeq lists its product as hypothetical. The transcript is spliced from 4 exons. NCBI's taxonomy places the organism in Eukaryota, Fungi, Ascomycota, Leotiomycetes, Helotiales, Amorphothecaceae. Bases 1 to 1356 code for a protein of 451 amino acids. The record is from RefSeq and is a predicted model, not a curated record.
AUGGCAAGUGUGGCCGGCUCAUUUCUUCGUAUUCCAAACUUCCACAGUCCGAGCCCGGCGCCCGAUGUCGACGAGCAAGAACAACAGUACAACGAACAAUUGGUGGACGUGCUGGAUACCGUCGCAGAUCCUGAGAUUUCCACCCUCUCGACCCUUACUAAUGUGCAGAACUCACUUUUCGUCCCGGAUUUGGGCAGAUACAUCAAUCGUCGACCGACAUACACGCUUUCGCGUGUCUCGGAAACGGAGUCGCCAAUCGAGAGUGAAGGAUUAGAUCCGGACAAGCUGGAACGGGACGAUAUGGAGGAUUCCGACGAUGAGAUAGAGCCCGUGGAGCGGAUGCAGACAACCACUUCCCUUACUUCGAGGCUCGAUUCGGAGCAUUAUGCCGUUUUGCCUCCCGGCGAGAGACUCAAAGGUUGGACUGAAGAGGAGAUAUACGAAUUGAAUGACCAUGUCAGGCAUAUGCUACAUUCUCGGAGAGAGAAAUUCAAGAGAGGCUUGAAGGGAUUUGGACAGUAUGUUCGGAAGCCCCUCGGCUUCCUCGUCACGCUUUACGCUGUUUGCAUCACCGUCUUUGGUUUGGCCUGGGUAUUGUUCUUAAUCGGUUGGAUCAACGUUGGUGGCCGCAAAGAUUACAUAAUUAACGUCAUCGACAAUGUGCUCGUUGCACUCUUCGCCAUCAUGGGGGACGGUCUUGCUCCGUUCCGAGCAGUUGAUACCUAUCACAUGAUAUAUAUCGCACAUUACUACCACCUCACAUGGCGCUUGCGCAAAGAACGCGCUCUCCCAAAACUCAGAAAUCGGAACUCCCUCCCAGACCUCACGUACAACGCCCAAUCCGAGCUUGAAGCCGGGCGGAUGUCACCGCAUGAGAAGGCAGGGGAGUAUUCAGUCCUGACCCCCGCCCAGCAGAAGAAAUUGGUCCACCAUCAGAAGAAAUUCUCGCGAUCUCAUACAUUUUACAAACCGCACGAAACAGAAACGCAUUACGCGUUUCCGCUCCGGCUACUCGUUGCGAUCGUCGUAUUACUUGACUGCCACUCUCUUCUUCAGAUAUCUCUGGGAACCUGCACAUGGGCAAUCAGUUACCACGUACGGCCAUUUGCCUUGACGACAGUCAUUCUAUGUUUCUCAAUCACGUGUAACAUUACGGCCGGGGUGCUGAUUUCGGUUGGGGAUCACAAGACGAGGAAGAAGGAUGUGAUAGAACGCAUGUUCAGGCAGGAUUUGACGGCGCAGGCGAUGAAAAAGAUAGUGAAAAAGAAGGAGAAACUGAGAAUGAGUCACGAGGCGCUGGAGCGGCCUGCUAUUACAGGUAGUUCUUCCGAUAUGGAGAUCACGAUGGAUAAAUGA